Bactrocera dorsalis (oriental fruit fly) is the source of this 2224-nucleotide messenger RNA. It is a transcript of the gene cDIP, whose product is annotated as leucine-rich repeat-containing protein 15. NCBI's taxonomy places the organism in Eukaryota, Metazoa, Arthropoda, Insecta, Diptera, Tephritidae. The coding region runs from base 280 to 2109 and encodes 609 amino acids. Gene Ontology annotation, molecular function: protein binding. The transcript has a single exon. The record is from RefSeq and is a predicted model, not a curated record.
CGGGCACACACAUUGAGCAGAUCGGCGAAAUUAUAGCAAAAUUUUAGCACGAAAUAUAUGAUUGCAUUAAUGAGAUCAGUCAAAAGCCGACUGUCGGCGAAUACGGAGCAAAUUGCAAAAAUCGAAGAAAAUUACAACACGACACACAAAGGCAACAAGGGCUGCGAUAUAAGAACGCUUAGCGCCGCGCAAGUCGAAUUUUUUGCAUAAAAUAUAUAUACAAAAAACUUUAAAACAAAAAAAAAAAUAUCGCUAAUUUCAAGCGCCGCUGCUCAUAACAUGCUUUUGAAACGCGAAUACGCUCAUACGCUGCUAUUUUUGGCACUUUUCGUAUACGCGCCGAGUGCCGCACAAAGCGAGGAAAAUGAAGGCGCAGACUUCGACGCCGACACCCUUGAAGACAACAUAGAGCUGAGCCUGCAAUCGUUCGAAAUGGAUGAUAACACACCCACCAAUGCUGCUGAGCCGACGACGACUACAAUAAGCACGACACAACUUUCGAAUAAUUUUGGGGAUACACACAAUUUUGAGCUUACAAACAAUUUGGAGGACGCGCGACCGCAACUGCGCAACAUCAAGAGUAUGGACGAUAAAUGUCUCGAGAGCUAUUGCUACAAUUUUCACUAUGGCCGAUUGGAUGAGGUGGCCUUCUUCGAUAUUAAAACCGAGGUACGCAUUAAUAAGGAGGCUACCACCUAUGAUAUUGUGAAUGCGCGCAACUACGAUACGCUGAUCUUUGAGAAUUCGACAUUCGCACGCUUUCCGCUUCAUCUCUUCUAUGCAGUGAGCAUUAAGGAGUUGGAUAUGCGUAACUGUUCCAUAGAAGUGGUAACGUGGGAGUGUUUUCUAAUGGCACAAAAUCUACGCAUAUUAUUGCUCUCCAAUAAUCGCCUGCAAGUGAUUACCGAGAGCACUUUCAAAUACGCGAGCGAUUUACAAUAUCUUUUUCUGGAUUCAAAUCGCUUGCUACAAUUGGAUAGCGAUAGUUUUGACGGUUUGACGUCGUUGCGUUAUUUGGAUAUGAGCAAUAAUCGCCUGACACAACUACCGAAGGGCCUCUUCGAUGACCUCACCGCUUUGGAGGAAUUACGUUUGGACAACAAUCGCAUACACACACUCAACAAUCAACUUUUCACCAACAAUGUGAAUUUAUUAAUACUCUCGAUGUGCGAUAAUCAGCUCAAGCAUAUUGAUGACAACACAUUUCGACGUCAGUCAAAAUUUAUUAUUUUGGAUAUUGGAAAUAAUCGCGAAUUGCACACACUCGUAUUGAUGUUGCAAUUGCAGAAUUUGAUUGCCGCCAAUUGUGCACUCACACGUGUCAACAUUUACGGUUAUGUACGCAACGUCGAUCUCAGCUACAAUCACAUACAGGAGUUGUACUUUGCACAGCCGGAAGUUUUAAAAACUUUGACACUGCGCAACAAUUCGCUGGAACAGGUGGCCUCGCUAACGCGCGCCACCGAGUUGCAAGUACUCGAUUUGUGUGACAAUCCACAGUUGGGCACGCUGCCGACGCCUUGGUUGGCGAGCGCUUUGAAACGUUUAAAUCUCGGCAAUUGCGGCUUGCAACAAUUACCCAUCGAGACGAUCGCUACGCAGCCGGAAUUGAGCUUUCUCAAUGUCUCCCACAAUCAGCUGCGCGAGAUCAAUCCGCAAAACUUCAAGUAUCUGGAGAAGUUGCGGAAUUUCGAUAUACGCGGCAAUGAUUGGAACUGCUAUAAUUUGAAUAUACUUAUGGAUAUGCUGCUUAAGCCGCAAAACAUUGCUUACGGUCACGAUGUGAUGGACAGCGAAUUUCCGGGUGAAUAUAUCAACGAUAUUGCGUGUAUGUAUCGCAUAGAGGACACAGAGGAAGUGGAAGACGUCGGCACGACGAGUAAUGUUCAACCCAACAGUAUUGCCAAUACUGUGGGUGCACUAGCACAGCUGCAAAAGUAUCCCGAACAAGAGUUGGAGAGCUUUCGUAGAGAGCUUAAGGCUAUUGUGGGCAUUUAUGAGCAAAAAUUCGAUCGUGCCUUUCAGCAGAUCGAGGACUUGAAUGCGCGUUUGCGUGCCUUUGAGAACAUAAAUGCUACGCUCUUUCAGCAUGUUACGAUAACGGUUUAAAUAUACAUUAUCCCAAUCUAAAUUAAAUGAUAUUACAGUCAAAGUUUUUUUUUCAAAAUAUUUGUAUGUUUGUGGUUUUAAAUAAAAAUUGAAUGUGUUUAAGCAAAAACUCAAA